Messenger RNA from Phoenix dactylifera (date palm), 1612 nucleotides. The record is from RefSeq and is a predicted model, not a curated record. NCBI's taxonomy places the organism in Eukaryota, Viridiplantae, Streptophyta, Magnoliopsida, Arecales, Arecaceae.
CCGUACUGACCCGAAUUGGAUAGUAUAGGAUAUACCGUACCAUACCAAUUCGGUACCGGUACUCAGUAUGAAUGAUAUAUUGAUACUUGGUAUGUCGGAAAAAUUUUGUUACCAGUAGCACUGGUAUGGGUCUAGUAUUGAGAUGGCAAAUUUUGCUUGAGACACUAACAAUGGGUCUUUGAAUAGCUUUCUUGUUGCUUCUUUAUUUGAAGUCAGGUCCUUUAAAACAGUACUUCUUUUCUUAAUGUUUCCUGGGGCUCGAGGCAGGGGCUCGGACACUUUCCAAGUUUAUAGGAUCCCUAAAUCAUAUUAUUUGUGUUUUGUCAGAGCCACAAUUAACCAUUCUUUGAUACAAUGUUGUAACUCAACGGUGUUACAACAACCAACAUCCCAAACUUCGCUGCUCCUCAGUUGCUUCUCCAGUUGCAAAGAAAUGUUUCCAGAGCCAUUCCAACUGGUGAAAUACAAGAUGCUUCUUUCUAAAUGGAGAAUGUAAUUAAGUAGUGAAGUAGCUUCAGCUUUGGUUCUUGAAACAUUACUCUGCCAUUUAUAUUUCUUAAAAGUGCCAUAUAUACAACCAUCUUAACCACUUUAUUUGAACUGGAUUAAUGCACCUUCUUUGUUUUAACCAGAGAUACAAACAACUGAAAUUCACAUUCUUAACUUGCACCCACCAUUUGAGCAUCAUCGCACCUCAAAUAACUGGCAACGAAUUAUAGAUCAUUACUACUUUUACAAAAAAGAAAAUUCGAGGGAAAGAUUAGGCUCUAAUAGUCUAAUUAGAUUCAUUGAGAUAAUGGAGAAGGACCUCAAAGGACACUAUUGCACAAUUUGUAUGUCGAAGACUUAAAUUCUCUCUUCUUUUGGUAUGUUUCAUGAUGUGCAGUCUCCGCACCCGAAGCUUCGAUUGGGUGAAGAAGUUCCUAAUCAAUUAUGGCCUGGUUCGAGUGCGUGAUAAUUAUAUUAUCCUGCAGGAUUCCCUCUCUGUCUUCUGUGAUGCUCUAUGUGCAAACAUGAGAUAUGAGGUGGCCAGCACCAAUGCUGUCAAUGUAUCAACUUCACCAGAAUCAGGGUUAUGUCAAUCCAGGCCGAUAGAAGUGGAUCGCAGUCAUCCUGUUCGAACUCUCAAGACUGGAAUUGCUGCACAGAGGGAGAGAACUGGAAGCAUGCAGUUGAGGGACUUGGUUGAUUAUUUUCACCUUCCAAUAGCAGAUGCUGCUAAGGAGCUUGGCAUAUGUACUACUGCUCUUAAGAAGAUUUGUAGAAAACAUGGAAUGCCCAGAUGGCCUCAGCGAAAGAAAUGAGGCAGAUCAAAAGCAUAGAUAAGAGGAUCUCAACCCUGCAACGAGGUUUGCAUGCUGAAGCUGGCGAAGGAGCUGCGAGAACUCAAGUUGAGAUUGAGAGGCUCAAAGUUGAGAAGGCACGGAUUUGUGCUGGUCUACCACCAUAGGUUGGCAUGGGGAAACAUCACGUAUCCAAAUCAUGGAGGUUGUAAAGACUUUGUCACUUUGGCAAUUGCUACGAUGGAAGUGAUAUUGUCUACAGAUUCUUUGACAUGAUUAUUAAAUCUGUGAAAUAAAGAUAAAGAAGCGGUGCUCUGUUUUUUUUUUUU